Bufo gargarizans (Asiatic toad) is the source of this 2069-nucleotide messenger RNA. RefSeq names its product transmembrane protein 129, E3 ubiquitin ligase (gene TMEM129). Gene Ontology annotation, cellular component: endoplasmic reticulum; membrane. Lineage: Eukaryota; Metazoa; Chordata; Amphibia; Anura; Bufonidae. The record is from RefSeq and is a predicted model, not a curated record. The coding region runs from base 39 to 1127 and encodes 362 amino acids. Gene Ontology annotation, molecular function: ubiquitin protein ligase activity. The transcript has 4 exons. Gene Ontology annotation, biological process: protein ubiquitination.
UGUGCACCGUUCUUCGGUUUUCCCCCUCCCCCGCUGCCAUGGAGAGCCCGGCGGUCACGUUUACGUUAGCUUACGUGGUGUUCGCCGUGUGUUUCGUGUUCACUCCUAAUGAGUUCCACUCGGCCGGGAUCACCGUGCAGAACCUGCUGUCCGGCUGGCUGGGGAGCGAGGACGUGGCCUUCAUCCACUACCAUGUCCGGAGGAGCACGGCCACCCUGCUGGUGCACUCCCUGCUGCCACUGGGUUACUACAUAGGAAUGUGCUUCGCUGCUCCGGAGAAACAGCUGUAUUACGUCUACGCUGCCAGUGAUGGCUGGAGGUUCUGUGCCCUGGUUGCAGUCAUCCUUCCCACCGUUACCAGCCUCCUUGCCCUAUACUGGUCUCAGAAGAGGUGGAGCAAUCACCCCCUGGCGAGGACGCUGUCUCAUCACGCUCUGCCUCAGUCAGACUGGAGGGUGGUGGCUUCCUCCAUCAACACCGAGUUUCGGAGAAUUGAUAAGUUUGCAACUGGGGUGCCUGGGGCCCGGGUUAUCGUCACUGACACAUGGGUGAUGAAGGUGACCACCUACAAGCUGUACGUGGCACAGCAGCAGGACAUUCAUCUGACGGUGACAGAGUCCAGACAACACGAACCCUCUCCAGACUCCAACACACCCUUGCAGUUUAUCACCAUACGGGUGGCAAGCAUUAACCCCAGCGUUAAGCCUUUCGAUAUCAGAUUGAACUCAACAGAAUAUGGAGAGCUGAGGGAGAAACUCCACGCCCCCAUCCGAAAUGCAGCCAACGUGGUCAUACAUCAGACCCUAAGCGACAUGUUCUUGGAUACGUUCCGCUCUCUGGUGGAAGUCAAUAAUGUCUACCAGCUGCCGAGCAAUCAGGAACUGGAGCCCUGUAUCGGCUGCAUGCAGACCAACGCCAACAUCAAGCUGGUGAAGUAUUGCCAGGAGCCCAACGAAGGAGAGUGUCAGCAAUGCUACUGCCGGCCCAUGUGGUGUCUAACCUGCAUGGGCAAGUGGUUCGCAAGCCGUCAGGACCAGCAGCAUCCAGAGACCUGGUUGUCCAGCCAAGUGCCUUGCCCCACCUGCCGAGCCCGAUUCUGCAUAGUGGACGUGUGCAUUAUACGGUGACCGCACUUUAGGAUGUUUGUACGAUUUUCUACCCUGAGAUUUUUCUAUGAUAACAGGGGGAGACCUGACCGGCCACAUAGGUUGCCUUCUAUCAGUCUGGUUUGCGGUUAUAUUGAAGGAGCCUAAUGCAGCGAUUCAGUAGGAACAUUUGCGCCGUGGUCGCCGUACACUUGGAUUGGGUGUGAUGUCCGGGAUUACAAGAAGGUUAUACUGCGGUCCUCGUCUUUUUUGAGGCUGUUUAUUUUCUUCCGUUUUUGACACGACUAUUGUGUCUUACAAAAUUUGCUCUUUGUAUGAAAAGUGCCACCGACGAUUGAAUCAAGUUUUUUGGGGUAUGGGGCAGAGAUUGCAGCGCCGCCUAUAUGGACAGUGGCCACACCGCCUUGAAGUUAAUGCCUCCGUUCCAGAAAACGGAGCCACUGUUGGCCACCGCAUCUGACCAGGGCUUCAGCCGCCAUAACCUGAUGUGUGGUCAGUUUACAGGUAAUAUGGCUCCCCCUGCAGGUGUUUUCACUAAUUACAAUGAUCACUGCGCCUCACAAGAUCCAUCCUCACCGUGUGUUAGGUUUUGUGCAGAUAUCCCGCAGUGUGGGUGAGAUUUUAUUUUUUUUUUUUAAUGUUGCCCACUUCGCUGCUGCUGUAAACAUCGUGGAUUUUCCGCACGCAGUUCCGCUGCAGAAAACGGUACGUAGGGUGUACCCUUAAACCACAGUACGUCAGUUUAUGUCCGUGUAUUGCAAAAAGGGUUACAUUUCCACAAAAUUCUGCAUAUAAAUCAUGCAGAAUUCUUCCGAUGCAGAUUACUUCCAGGGUGGACAUACUGUAAGGCCCCUUUCACACGGGUGAGAAUUCCGUGCGGGUGCAAUGCGUGAGGUGAACGCAUUGCACCCGCACUGAAUCCGGAUCCAUUCACUUCAAUGGGGCUGUUCAGAUGAGCGGUGA